UCCUGCUCCUGCUUCAGCUUCUGCUUCUGCGGCGGCCGUGGCCCCCCUUGGCGCUGCUCUGCUCGCUGUGCGCCCGCUGAGCCCGCCGCUCCCCGGCCCAUGUACUGGAAGCAUGAGAACGCCGCUCCGGCUCUGCCGGAGGGCUGCCGGCUGCCGGCCGAAGGCGGCCGCUCUACCGACCAGGUGAUGGCCCAGCCUGGGUCCGGCUGCAAAGCGAACACCCGCUGCCUUGAGGGGACUGCGCCGCCCACCAUGGCUCAGUCCGACGCCGAGGCCCUGGCAGGCGCUCUGGACAAGGACGAGGGUCGGGCCUCCCCCUGUACACCUAGCACACCAUCCGUUUGCUCGCCGCCCUCUGCGGCCUCGUCUGUGCCGUCCACAGGCAAGAACAUCUGCUCCAGCUGCGGCCUCGAGAUUCUGGACCGGUAUCUGCUCAAGGUCAACAACCUCAUCUGGCACGUGCGGUGCCUCGAGUGCUCCGUGUGUCGCACGUCUCUGCGGCAGCAGAACAGCUGCUACAUCAAGAACAAGGAAAUCUUCUGCAAGAUGGACUACUUCAGCCGAUUCGGGACCAAGUGCGCGAGGUGCGGCCGACAGAUCUAUGCCAGCGACUGGGUGCGGAGGGCACGCGGCAACGCCUAUCACCUGGCCUGCUUCGCUUGCUUCUCGUGCAAGCGCCAGCUGUCUACGGGAGAGGAGUUCGGCCUAGUGGAGGAGAAGGUGCUGUGCCGUAUCCACUAUGACACCAUGAUCGAGAACCUCAAGAGGGCCGCGGAGAACGGGAACGGCCUCACGCUGGAGGGGGCAGUGCCCUCGGAACAGGACAGUCAGCCCAAGCCGGCCAAGCGAGCGCGGACGUCCUUCACAGCUGAACAGUUGCAGGUUAUGCAGGCGCAGUUCGCGCAGGACAACAACCCCGACGCGCAGACGCUGCAGAAGCUGGCGGACAUGACGGGCCUCAGCAGGAGGGUCAUCCAGGUGUGGUUUCAAAAUUGCCGGGCGCGUCAUAAAAAACACACGCCGCAGCAUCCCGUGCCGCCCUCGGGGGCACCGUCGUCCCGCCUCCCCUCCGCCCUGUCGGACGACAUCCAUUACUCCCGGUUCAGCAGCCCCGAGCGGGCUCGCAUGGUCACCCUGCAUGGCUACAUUGAGAGUCAGGUACAAUGUGGGCAGGUGCACUGCCGGCUGCCUUACACCGCACCCCCUGUCCACCUCAAAGCUGAUAUGGAUGGGCCACUCUCCAACCGGGGUGAGAAGGUCAUCCUUUUUCAGUACUAACGCUGCCGGCACUUCCGCAUCUGUCCGUGGGCACCCCACAACUGCCCCUCAGCCGCUGAAAUCCAGAGUCCGAGCUGUGGCCAGGGAUUCAUCUGCCCCCACAUCCACUCCCAUCCACCAGCCUGCCCACCGCCAGCUCGGCCCCCGGGCCUGGCCUUUUCCUUUCCUGCUGAGAACCAGAACCCACCAGGAGCACCGCAGAGUCCUCCCCUCGGAAGGCAGAGCUCCCUGACAUUUGGAAUCAGGAUGAAAACAACAGCUUAUUUUCUCCAUUUAAACAGGAGUCAUCUUCAGCUUAAGCUGAUUACAACAGUGAAAGGCAGAAUUGAAUUGCGUGAUGCCAACAGCCUUCUAAUUUACAGGUUUUCUCUUUCCCCCAUAUUGGCCUUUAUUUACUACUUCCUUGGAACCAUCUCUGAAUUCUGAAUAGCCAACAACUCCCAAUGUAUCUACUCUGUUGCUUUCGUCUGGAAAACUCUACAGUGUUUGUGGGAUGUCCCCAAAGGAAAAGUAUGCUCUAAUUUUAUCAUUUCCAUCUGUCUGGUUAUGUCAAGUUAAUUCAGAGAGAGAAGAGACACUGACCAACACUGAGAGGCCUAGUAGGGCAGAGAUGGAGGCCUGCCCAGACCAAGAGGCAGGGGGCUGGGGGGCCUGUGACCCCCACUGGUUUGGAGAUCAAGGAGAGGGACGUGGCACACUGGGCCCAGAGAGGCACUAGUCAUUUUAAGGAGAGGAAAGAGAAAACUCGGCAUGGAGGGGGCAGACCCUAUCCCUGUCUAAUUAUCAAUCAUGGAAGCAGGGAACACAGCAGAGAUAGUGUUUGAUCUGUGUGAUGACAUUUCAGAAUGUUUGGUCAGGUUACAGUUAGGGACCCUUGUUGGCCACUUGUUGACCUUUGAUGGGAGGGCUUGGGCUCAGUCUCUUCUGAGGGGACAGUGAGAGGGGAACUGGAUCAUCCUGCUGCAGUCCUUGGGAACAGAGCCCAGUGAGAUGGCAGUCAGCAUGUUAAUUCCGGGCCCAUACUGAGUAUAGAGAGGGUGCCCACUGCCUAGGUAGUAGUGCCCAGCCCAGGGUUCCAGCUGGCCCCUUUGGGCUUCCCCACCAACCCUGCCCAGAGCCAUCCCCACCUGCUUCUGAGAAUGGAGGCCAGACACAGCUGUGCUCACAUCUGCCCCAUCUUGCUGCAUCUCUUCACCCCAAACCAAAAGGCUUGGGCUACACGCAACCAUGAUUGAUGUGUCAGGGGACAUUCACUUGUCCCAAGCUAAUCCUUUAGUUCUGGAACUCCUUAGUGUCUUGAUGCAUUUCCCUCUAGAGGCUGCUAUUAAGCAUGUUUUAGCCCAGGUCCUCCUUUAUGCUGUGGUUAACCUGAUAUGUUGCUUCUGGAAGGAGACUCUAGGACAGGGAAAGCAAGUUCAUGGUACAUAUCCAGCAGCUGUGCUUGUUUUUACCCAUGGCAGAUAUCAGUCAUCAAUUGUAGCGCUGUCUAUCUCACUGAGUCCAGAUAAAGUUUCAGAAUCCAAAUGCUUGAAGUUGGCACUUAAAAUGAAAAUCUAUAUGCCGCUCUUGCUCUGGGACCUGGAGUAGGGCUAGGCAGGGAUGUAACCUGAGAAAGGAACAUGCUUCCUCUCCCUUGUGAACACAUUUACAACUGACACAGGGCAAAGAGAAGGCACCACUCAGAAUGUGGUCAUUGCAGCUCAGUUUAGAACCCAUCCAGUGAGUAAUUUGUGCCUGGCCCUGUGCUGGGCACUGUUGUUAACAGGGCCAACUGGGACUGAUCCUUGGCCUUGGGAAGCUCUAACCUUUCCUUUGGUUUUUGCUGCUGACGGUCAAGCCCCAUUUGGAACCAUGUGGUAAAUGGCCAGCUGAGCCUGCCCAGGGUCUCCCAGUACCCACUCUGCCUUGAGUCUCCCCACAGGAUCUAGUCCUUCCGUGGAUCACAUGGCCGUAGCAUGUUGCAGUUCAAACAUGUCUCCACUACCCUCACAGAGCAGCCUGGGAGCGUACAGGCCGUCAAGACUAUUUAUUUAAAUACAAAACAAAAGGGGAAAACACACAUGGAAAAAAAAAAUGUAAGCACUUUUUUGUAAAACCAAUGUCUGUUUUGUUACAUACCUUUCAUGUUGUGCUUUGUAAAUGUCUUAUUUGUGUCAUAAAUAAAGUUAAUGCAAGUAGAAGUGCUGGCACUUAAAUCCAGAACA
This is a messenger RNA of Trichechus manatus latirostris (Florida manatee), 3482 nucleotides long. It is a transcript of the gene LHX6, whose product is annotated as LIM homeobox 6. The transcript has 10 exons. Gene Ontology annotation, cellular component: nucleus. The coding region runs from base 100 to 1278 and encodes 392 amino acids. The record is from RefSeq and is a predicted model, not a curated record. Gene Ontology annotation, biological process: forebrain neuron development; neuron differentiation; regulation of transcription by RNA polymerase II. Lineage: Eukaryota; Metazoa; Chordata; Mammalia; Sirenia; Trichechidae. Gene Ontology annotation, molecular function: RNA polymerase II transcription regulatory region sequence-specific DNA binding; DNA-binding transcription factor activity, RNA polymerase II-specific.